GAUUUGAUGGCUUUUGUGUGGUUAUAAUUUCCACAAGCGGUGGUGUUUUAUAUCGAAAUAUAUUUAAAUUGCCGCUUUUUGAACCACCUGAACCGCCCAAAUUGUCCCCAAGUUACUGAUAAACCUUCCGAGGAAAUGAUUGGUGCAAAAGUAUUUCGAUCUAGCUAAUUUGUGAAAUUAGAGUGACAUAAAACGGCGUGCUUAAAGGCAACAAAAAAUUGAUAGUCUGCUAUUGUGAUCGUUGCUGCACUCUUUGGCGAAAUACUGCGGACAACCAGUACCGUUCCGGCAAUGGAACCGGCAAGUGAAGUGGUCGGCUUAGCCAAUGAACUGGCACGAGCAGUUAAAAUCACCAUGGACCCGGCAGCUCCCCAGCAGGCACGAAUGGACGCCUACGUUGCCUGCGAACGGUUUAAGGAAGUUUCUCCUCUCUGUGCACAGGCAGGACUGUUUUUAGCGACGGAAAACUACCCUUCCAUUGUGCGUCAUUUUGGUCUACAGCUAAUGGAACAUACAGUCAAGUUCAAUUGGAACAACAUUUCUCAACAAGAAAAAAUUUUCAUCAAAGAAAACUCUAUGAAGAUGCUCUGUGCCGGUAUGGGUGAAGCGCAAGAUCAGAGCGUAUCGCACAUCAAGGAUGGUUUGUCGCGAAUCAUAGUUGAGAUGAUAAAACGUGAGUGGCCUCAGCAGUGGACUACAUUGCUGGCGGAACUCAGUGACGCUUGCUCGAAAGGUGUGACUCAAACCGAACUGGUGCUUCUGGUGUUUCUUCGCCUGGUGGAAGAUGUGGCAUUAUUGCAGACUAUCGAAAGUAAUCAACGACGAAAGGAUAUCUAUCAAGCGUUAACGGUAAACAUGUCGGAGAUUUUCGACUUUUUCCUAAGACUCAUAGAACUGCAUGUGGGAGAAUUUCGCAGCGCAACCUCAAUCGGCGCAAAGGACAAGGCAUUUGGACAUAGUCGAGUUGUGCAGGUCGCACUCCUAACAUUGACCGGUUUCGUCGAAUGGGUUUCUAUCAACCACAUUAUGGCCGCCAAUGGAAGACUGCUGCAGAUUAUGUGUAUAUUGUUGAUUGAUGAAGAAUUUCAACAGCCGGCAGCGGAAUGUUUGCUGCAGAUUGUAAAUCGAAAGGGACAAAUCAAGGACCGGAAGCCACUACUUCUACUGUUUGACGAAAUCACAGUUGGACACUAUUAUCGAGCGGCCAUGCAAACCGAACGCAUGGGUAGUGAGUCGUACUAUACGUUUCUAAAGAAGCUUAUUCAAUUUCUAAUAGGACUGGCCGGUCAGCUAACUGGUUUAUGGGGCAAAGAAGAUUGUCAAAUACCACGACAAAGUUUAGCAACAUUUUUAGAAACGGUCCUCGUUUUCACACGCCAUUCGAGCUUCACUCUUAAUCACUCAGCCGCUUUGAUAUGGAUGAGUCUGUUAAAACACGAACAACUCUCCCGUGAUGCCCUGUUGCUGGAGUACAUUCCGAAAGUAAUAGAACUGAUUGGUCCAAAGAUCAUUAAAGUUGGCUAUCCAACUUCAAGACCGACAGAAAUCAAUAUGCACCCGCAGACGUUCAUCAGUUUGGACUACGACGGAGAGGAGGAAUGGUUGAUUUUUUUCUCCCGUUGCCGUACAGAUUUAUUGGAAAUCUUUCGACAAGCUACAAUUGUUGCACCAUUAGUAACAUUUUCAUACUGUGAACAAUGGCUUAAUGCACGACUGCAGAAAUCACGUUCGGAACAAAACACCAGCUGCAGUGUGACCGAUCCGGUAUACCUAGAAUGGGAUGCGCUUGUAAACGUAUUGGAUGGAGUACUCUCACGAAUUCUGCUAGUUACCGAGCGUCCUUCAGUUGCCACUGGGCUUCGUCUUUUAGAGGAAUGCCUCAAAGUAGAAUCUACUGAUCCACUUAUUCUGUCGGUGCUCUUGUCCUGCAUUUCCGCUCUGUUCGUGUUUCUCAGCAUGUCCUCUUGCCAGAUAACAUCAGCCAAUUGUGUCGCUAUGUCCGGAGUUCAAUUGUUGCCACGAGUUUUGGAUAAAAUAUUUGCCGCAUUGGUUUUUACAGUACCCGGAGAAACUCGCCUUUCCAGAUCUAAGGCGGUGAAAAAUCAACGACGCCAUGCAGCGUCUCUUAUGGUCAAAAUAGCUCAUAAGUAUCCCUUGCUGCUGCUACCGAUCUUCGACCAAAUCAACACUAGCGUUCACAAUCUCAUUCGUCAGCAGGACCAACUUAGCAAUGUUGAACAAGUGACUCUGUUAGAAGCAUUGCUUCUUAUAUCCAAUCAUUUUUGCGAUUACGAGCGCCAAAGUAACUUCGUGGCUGAAAUUACUCGCGAUGGAGUGGCUCUCUGGAUGCAUUUAGCUCCCUUCAUAAAAAACGCACACACCUUUAUAGAUUUCGUCGGUCUGAAUAAACCUCCAGUGCAACCUGGUAGUAAUCUACCAGAUCCAUGCAAUAUCAAUCGGAGCCAGAUAGUGUACGCUCUCAAUUUGAUUCUCGGCGUAAUCAAGCGAUGCUCAUGGCCAGAUGAUCCAGACCGUUGCUCUCGGGGAGGUUUCGUUGUUGCGCUGACUGAAUCCGGUAAUCCUAUCUGCCGCAACCCGGCUACAUCGCACGUUGUUCCCCUGUUGCCACAUAUUCUCGCCCUGAUGCGAGUUCUUAACGAGCUGUGGAAACCGGAUGCCAUGGCUGCCCUCCAUGAGUACUUCAAAAGUGCCAACGGUAUGCAGGAUCACGAACGGAAGCAAUUGCUUGGUAUUUCGCCCGUCCUGCAGGAUCCACUGGAUCCGAGCGUCAAACAGCCGCCGACAGCCUACGAGCGAAUGCAAACGUUCCUUUCGCAAACCUUCGAACACUGCUAUCAUAUGUUGGGAGCGACCGGACCGUCUCUAGGUCGGGAUUUGUAUGCUCUUCCAGGCAUAGCCGAUGCGCUGAUUGGAAGUGUUUUCGCAAGCUUAGAAAAUGUUCCUGAUUUUCGUCUGCGCGUUCUGGUGCGUGUCUUUUUCAAGCCGUUCGUCUACUCCUGUGCUCCUGUUUUUCAUGAAACCGUUUUACUGUCCAUUUUUGCCCAUUUGGCCCCAUUCAUGCUUACAAGACUGACCGCCCGCUGGCAAUACAUCACCGGACUGUACGAGUCUGGCGAGCUCGGCGAAGACAUUAACGAUACGCAGGAAGUGCUCGAGGAUAUGCUGAAUCGCUCGAUGACACGAGAGUACAUCGACGUGCUGAAAGUUGCGCUAGUCGGCAGCACGGUAGAUCCGACUGCCACCAGUGUCAAUAACGAAGCCAGUAUGGACCAAGACGACCAGAGCAUGGAUGGACCACCACAGGCACUUACUAGGGCCGCCCAGUCGGCAAUGACGUCCGAAGUGAUCAGCGAUUUGGGUGGAAAGCUGCUGCGUAAUCAAUUCACCUGCACACCGAUCGUAAUGACGGUUUUGAGCGUGCUCUCGUGGAACGAUAGCAACUCAAGUCUCAAGGCAACAUUCCUCAGUGGUCCGGUUAUACGGUUUCUCGCUUCCGAGCAGUUGAUAACGGACACGUUGGCCUCCAACAUAAUAAUAGCGGUUUUGCAAGGGCUCCAAUUGCACGGUCAGCAUGAAGCCAAUCAGGCAUCGUUGAUAACGCUAGGCGUACAAGCGUACGAAAUUCUUCGACCUAAGUUUCCCAAUAUUCUCGAAGUACUGCAGCAGAUUCCCAACAUUAGCGCCGCCGACAUCCAGAAGCUGGAUGAGAAGAUUUCCAUCUCCGCUAGCACCAAGGGUAACAAAAUCGACAAGGCCAAAAAAGACCUGUUCAAGAAAAUCACCUCGCACAUCAUGGGUCGCAGCGUUGGUCAGCACGGCAAGAAGGAAGUUCGCAUUUUGAAUUUGCCGCCCAUUGUGCCACAAACGCCAGUGGCCGCUGGACGUAAUUCGUACAAUCUUAUUGAUGGCGGUCAAGAGACGGGCUUGGCUCAUCUAUUCGCCAGUCGGAGUUAGUUUUGUCCCCGUCAGUCACCUACUACUAGCUAACCUAUCAAAUAGGGCACUGUUGCUUAGAUUUUAAAAUUGUUAGGCUUUUUUUGUCAAUUUCCUCAGCAUCGUCCACUUUCGGUCCAAGUUUAAGUUUCUAAUCUGCUUAAGGCAAAUCAAACUGAUUGGAUGCUUGUUUAUUGUGCUUCUCAGUUUAUUUAAAAAAAUGUUUUAUUUAUUAUCUGUUGCUAUCGAGAAAGCAAAAUCUAAUUUCGAACAAUUGUAAAUGUCAACACGAGCAGCAUCUGUUUUCCAUAAGUUUUGUAUUUAUUAAUUUGAAAUUUGUUACAAAGUUAAGUUGGGUGUCUUGUGUAAACUGCACCGCAAUCAAAUUAUGAAACACAGAAUUUUAGGAUGAAGCCAUCGCAUCGUGUUAGAGAUUAUGGAUGAAUCGAUUUUGUAAACAAAAGGAUCAGUUAAGCGUUGGUAGUGUGGAUCGUAAGGUACGAGUGAAUUAGAAACGAAACCCAUGCAGUUUUUUAAAGCAUCGCUCUAGGAAGGCUAGCAAGAAUGUAUCGUAGUUAUUAUACAUCAUUGAAAGCAAACGGUGGUGCUCGUACGCCCGGGAAAUAAUGAAUAUGUAGGUGGAUCAUUGAUAAACUAAUAAUAAUCUCUAUUAUUAUCA
This is a messenger RNA of Wyeomyia smithii (pitcher-plant mosquito), 4633 nucleotides long. RefSeq names its product exportin-5 (gene Ranbp21). The transcript has 7 exons. Gene Ontology annotation, biological process: protein export from nucleus; RNA export from nucleus. Bases 292 to 3975 code for a protein of 1227 amino acids. NCBI's taxonomy places the organism in Eukaryota, Metazoa, Arthropoda, Insecta, Diptera, Culicidae. The record is from RefSeq and is a predicted model, not a curated record. Gene Ontology annotation, cellular component: cytoplasm; nucleus; RNA nuclear export complex. Gene Ontology annotation, molecular function: nuclear export signal receptor activity; RNA binding; small GTPase binding.